This is a messenger RNA of Parnassius apollo (apollo), 360 nucleotides long. The record is from the annotation of a GenBank genome assembly. Lineage: Eukaryota; Metazoa; Arthropoda; Insecta; Lepidoptera; Papilionidae.
AUGUGGGAAGGAAUUUCACUAAAAACAAUGACCGAUGCCGCGAAAGAAGAACGAGAGUUUGCCUUACUGCAAGGUCGUAUAGAUGAAAAUGGUGUUCCUAUUAUUGACGUAAUUGUCGACGGUUGUUGGAGUAAACGCAGCUAUAGAAAAAAUUACUCCGCGUUAUUAGGAGCAGCAGUCAUUAUUGGAAAAAAAACAGAGAAGAUUCUGUUAAUCGAAGACGCUGUACAAGAGAAAAAAGAAAACGACAAAGAGAAGGAAAUAGAACUAAGGAAAGAAAAAGAGGUUAAAGAGAAAAAUGAAGACAACGAGAACGAAGAAGAAAAAAAGAAGAUUUUGUCGGGCUAUCGAAAUUUCUGA